Nipponia nippon (crested ibis) is the source of this 1613-nucleotide messenger RNA. NCBI's taxonomy places the organism in Eukaryota, Metazoa, Chordata, Aves, Pelecaniformes, Threskiornithidae. The record is from RefSeq and is a predicted model, not a curated record.
AUCAAUAAGGUGGUUGUUUUUGAAAAAGGUAAGUCUUACCCCUUUAAAGGUCCAUUCCCUCCUAUGUGGAAUCCGUUGGCCUACCUGGACUACAACAACUUAUGGAGGACCAUGGAUGAAAUGGGAAAGGAGAUUCCCAAUGAAGCCCCAUGGAAGGCUCCACACGCAGAAGAAUGGGACAAAAUGACUAUGCAAGAUUUUAUAGAUAAAAUUUGCUGGACAAAUGCUGCCAAGAGUUUUGCAACUCUGUUUGUGAAUGUGGAUGUCACUUCUGAACCCCACGAGGUCUCUGCCCUUUGGUUUUUGUGGUACGUGAAGCAGUGUGGGGGGACAGCAAGGAUAUUCUCAACAACCAACGGAGGGCAGGAGAGGAAGUUUGUUGGGGGCUCUGGCCAGAUCAGUGAGAAAAUAAUGGAGCGCCUGGGAGGCCGGGUGAAGCUGAGGAAGCCAGUUAUCCGCAUCGACCAGUCGGGUGAAAGCGUCAUAGUGGAAACCUUAGAUCAUGAAUUAUAUGAGGGCAAAUAUGUGAUCAGUGCCAUUCCCCCAGCUCUUGGUUUGAAGAUUCAUUUCAACCCACCUUUGCCACCAAUGAGAAACCAGCUCAUCAACCGAAUCCCCAUGGGCUCAGUCAUCAAGUGCAUUGUGUACUAUAAGGAAACUUUCUGGAGAAAGAAGGGGUAUUGUGGUACCAUGAUCAUUGAAGAUGAAGAUGCUCCAAUUGGUUUAACACUUGACGAUACUAAGCCUGAUGGCAGCUUUCCUGCCAUAAUAGGCUUCAUUCUUGCUCGGAAGUGUAGAAGACUGACAGUUCUCACAAAAGAAGAAAGGAAGACGAGGCUGUGUGAGCUCUACGCAAAAGUUCUGGGAUCAGAGGAAGCUUUACAUCCAGUGCAUUAUGAAGAGAAGAACUGGUGUGAAGAGCAGUAUUCUGGGGGCUGCUACACAGCUUACUUCCCACCAGGCAUAAUGACUCAGUAUGGAAGGAUUAUUCGGCAGCCCAUUGGCAGGAUCUAUUUUGCUGGCACAGAGACAGCCACAGAGUGGAGUGGAUACAUGGAGGGGGCUGUACAGGCUGGAGAAAGAGCAGCCAGAGAGAUACUGUUUGCUAUGAGGAAAAUCCCGGACAGUGAAAUUUGGAAGCCAGAACCUGAAUCAAUUGAUGUUCCAGCUUUGCCCAUCACUACAACCUUCUGGGAGAGGAACUUGCCAUCUGUGCCAGGACUGCUAAAGCUGAUUGGAUUUUCCACUUUCUUCACCUCUGUGGCUGCGGCUGGGUUAUUUGCCUACAAAAAAGGACUUCUAGUUCAAAACUGAAAAAGGUGCCAAUGCAAAGUCUCACACUUGAACGGUUUUCUUUUCUUUUUUUUGAGAUUUUUUUUGGCAUGUACUUCCUUGUCACCAAAAUCAGAUCAGGACUGGGGAAGAGGAGAAAACAGUAGAGAGAAGAGGCUGGAGGGGAGGGAUAAUCGAAGGGGAUCCAUAUUGAAACAGAACUCCUUGAAUCCAGGCCUACUUCUAGCUGUAACUCUUUGGUUGUUGAAUUUCUAGGAUACCCUGCCAAGCGUUAUCACCUUGAGGUUUUUAUCCAGAUCUCAGAACAGAAGUGACAAAAU